CAGAAGUAAUUUGAAUAAUUAAUCAUUUUCGGCAGCUGCAGUGACAUGUCCAGCAUGAAUCCCAAAUACGAUUAUUUAUUCAAGUUACUUCUGAUUGGUGACUCUGGGGUUGGAAAGUCUUGCUUCCUUCUUAGGUUUGCAGAUGAUACAUAUACAGAAAGCUACAUAAGCACAAUUGGUGUGAAUUUCAAAAUAAGAAUAGAGUUAGAUGGCAAAAGUAAGCUUCAAAUAUGGGACACAGCAGGCCAAGAAAGAUUUCAAACAAUCACUUCCAGCUAUGACAGAGGAGCCCAUGGCGUCAUCGUAGUGUAUGAUGUGACAGAUCAGGAGUCAUUCAAUAAUGCUAAACAGUGGCUUCAAGAAACAGAUCUUUAUGCCAUUGAGAACAUCAACAAGUUGUUGGUAGGGAACAAGUGUGAUCUGACCACAAAGAAAGUAGUAGACUAUACAACAGCAAAGGAUUUUGCUGAUUCCCUUGGAAUCCCAUUUUUGGAAACCAGUGCUAAGAACGCAACGAAUGUAGAACAGUCUUUCAUGACCAUGGCAGCAGAGAUUAAAAAGCGAAUGGGCCCUGGAGCAACAGCUGGCAGUGCAGAGAAGUCCAAUGUUCAAAUUCAGAGCACUCCAGUGAAGCAGUCAGGUGGAGGUUGCUGCUAAAGUUUGCCUCCAUCCUUUUCUCACAGCAAUGAAUUCACAAUCUGAACCCAAAA
Dipodomys spectabilis (banner-tailed kangaroo rat) is the source of this 710-nucleotide messenger RNA. RefSeq names its product ras-related protein Rab-1A-like. Gene Ontology annotation, molecular function: GTP binding; GTPase activity. The record is from RefSeq and is a predicted model, not a curated record. NCBI's taxonomy places the organism in Eukaryota, Metazoa, Chordata, Mammalia, Rodentia, Heteromyidae.